This is a messenger RNA of Hippocampus zosterae (dwarf seahorse), 2417 nucleotides long. It is a transcript of the gene ifih1, whose product is annotated as interferon induced with helicase C domain 1. The record is from RefSeq and is a predicted model, not a curated record. Gene Ontology annotation, biological process: positive regulation of interferon-beta production; innate immune response; response to virus. NCBI's taxonomy places the organism in Eukaryota, Metazoa, Chordata, Actinopteri, Syngnathiformes, Syngnathidae. Gene Ontology annotation, cellular component: cytoplasm. Gene Ontology annotation, molecular function: double-stranded RNA binding; single-stranded RNA binding; zinc ion binding.
CAAAGAGCCGGCUCUUUUUACCGGCUCGUUCGCGACCGACACAUUACUAAAUGCUGCCAUCUCUCGAUUGAACGAAGUACUGGGCAGAAUGAUGGCAAACGGAAGUUUCACUUUCGCUUGGUUAGAAAAGAAACAUUGGGAUUGGAUCCUGUAUCGAGCGAGCAGUUUGAACCAUGGAUGUGGAUGUGGACGACUUAAUCCAUGAGUAUCUCAUCGAAAGCUUUCGGCCGAGGCUCCGAACGUACGUCGCAGUGCAACCUGUUCUGGACCUUCUGCAUUUCCUCGAACCGGAGUAGAAGGACCGCGUCCGACAAAAGGCCCGGAACGAUGGCAACUCGGCGGCGGCGGACGUCCUGGUGGGCGCCGUCCUCCGCAAGCCGCACCCGGCGUUCCAGGCCUUCGUGGACGCCUUGUCCAACGCCGAAUGCCGACAGGCGGCCGACUACUUGCGGCAAAAGUUACCCGACCCCGCGGUGGAAGCUAAAAACGACAACUGCAUGCGAAUGAUUCACAUCCUGGUGCCCAGUCUGGUGGGAAUGAACACGAAACAGGUGUGCAUGCACUGUUUUUCGCGCAAACUUAUCACCAAGGACGACCAAGACGAAAUUCUUCACUUAGCAGACAAUCAAGGACUCAGAGAUGCUGCUCGUGAACUUGUGAGGUGUCCCCCGGGAUGGUAUUCUGAUUUUGUCCAAAUUCUGUUUGACACCGAACACGUGGACUUGUACAAACUGAUGGGAGGCUCCUCUGCCUGCGAUGCCACAGAUGAGACUACAGGAAGUGACCUAGUAAAAAAAAGUCCAGAAAGUACUCCAUGUCAACUGUUGGAUCAGAAGGACAAUGAGGAUGACAUCACAGAAAGGUGUGACCCGAGCACAGCUGCCGGAGGCCCAGAUAAAGCUGAUGUUGUUCUUCGGGACUAUCAGAUGGACGUGGCUAAACCCGCCUCGGAGGGGAAAAACAUCAUCAUAUGCCCCCCCACCGGAAGUGGUAAAACCAGGGUCGCGGGGAAAACAGGCAAAGUGGUCGUCCUGCUGAACACGAUUUGCAGUCCAAAUGUCACAGAAUUGUCCCAAAGGUGUAUUUUUUUUUUUUUUUUUCAGAUUAAAGCAGGCGCGUUGAGUAGACCUCAACCGAGGCCAAAAACCUUCAUCCGGUCCGCCCCUCAAAAAGCAGCUAGCAUAUCAUUUUCGGAAUGCAUUAGUUUCUGUCUUUGUCUUACAUUCCCAGAUAUCGCCCUGAUUAUAAUCGACGAGUGCCAUCACACUAAGAAGGGGGAGGUCUACAACCGAUUGAUGAUGCGUUACCUGAAGCAGAAGAACAGGAACAGGAUGUUGAAGAAGGAGCAGAAGGACCUACCUCAGAUCCUGGGGGUGACGGCCUCACUAGGGGUCGGCGACGCCACAGAACUGAAGAAGGCGGAGAAAAACAUUUUGCAGAUUUCUGCUAACUUGGAUGCCUCCCAAAUCCAGACUGGGGAUCUCAAGAAUUACAGCAAUGAGCCAGAGGAAAAAAAAAUUGUGCUUGUGGAAGACAAAGAAAAGGACCCGUUUGGUGAUGUCAUCAAGAAUAUCAUGAAUGUUAUUGACAUUUAUGCCAACCUGAGCCCCACCUGUGAGCUCGGAUCUCAGAACUAUGAACAAUGGGUGGUCCAAUACGAGCAACAUGCCGCCAAAGAGGAAGCUCAGGAAGUACGGAUUUGCAUGGAGCACCUUCGACGAUACAACGACGCCCUGAUCGUCAGCAACGCUAUUCGCAUGAGUGACGCCUUCCAUUCCCUGAAAAAAAAACACAAGGAAGAGAUAAAGAGUAAAAGCAGCCCCGACGAGGAACACGUCAUCAACAUUACCGAUCCUGAGCGAGUCCUCUUCAAUUUAUUCCAAGACAACAAGGAGGAACUUGAGAAGCUUUCUCAGAACCCAUCUUACGAAAUCCAAACAAAUGUUCUGUACGAGUUCACCACCAGGGAGCACGCCAGGGGAAUCGUUUUCACCAAAAUGUGACAAAGCGCCAUCGCUCUCAGUCACUGGAUUCAGGAGAACCCCAAGUUUGUCGACGUUGGCGUCAAAGUGUCGAAUGUCAUCGGAGGCGGAGACCAGAGUGUUGUCAAACCGAUGACGCCUGCUGAGCAGAAGGAUGUGCUGAGCAAAUUCCGCAGUGGUGCUGUCAACUUGCUGAUCGCCACCUCGGUGGCUCAGGAAGGUUUGGACAUAACGGCGUGCAACUUUGUCAUCUGCUACGGCCUCGUGACCAACGAGAUUGCUAUGAUACAGGCUCGAGGCAGAGCUCGAGCUAAGGACAGCUUGGGGGAUUUCGGCAAGUUCAUUCCCGUUUUCUCGGAUAAAAUGCUUAGGUGGAGCGGUUCACACUUGGACGCGGAUGAAACAAACCUCAUUGAUAAAAAUCUGACGUGCUGA